Messenger RNA from Colletotrichum spaethianum, 1251 nucleotides. RefSeq names its product putative methionine--tRNA ligase, cytoplasmic. Gene Ontology annotation, molecular function: hydrolase activity. The record is from RefSeq and is a predicted model, not a curated record. The transcript has a single exon. NCBI's taxonomy places the organism in Eukaryota, Fungi, Ascomycota, Sordariomycetes, Glomerellales, Glomerellaceae. Bases 1 to 1251 code for a protein of 416 amino acids.
AUGGCCAGUCCCGCUUCUCCCACAGACUAUCAGCGUCUCGACGCCUGGAUUGACGCCCACUUCGAGGAGGAGGUGGGCUUCCUCCAGACUUUGGUGCGGGUGCCCACAGACACUCCGCCCGGCAACAACGCGCCGCAUGCCGAGCGCACCGCCGAUCUGCUUCAAAGCUUCGGCUUCGCAGCCGAGCGCCACCCGGUGCCCGAAGCGGAAGUGUCCGCUUACGGUAUCGAAUCCAUCACGAACCUGAUCGUGCGCCGUCGUUACGGCGCUGGUGGCCGCACGGUGGCACUCAACGCUCACGGCGACGUGGUGCCGCCAGGCGAGGGCUGGACGCGCGACCCUUACGCCGCACUUAUCGAAGAUGGCGUGCUGUACGGCCGGGCUGCCGCGGUCAGUAAGAGCGACUUUGCGACCUUCACUUUCGCGGUACGCGCGCUGGAAUCACUCGAUGCGCCGUUGCGUGGCUCAGUCGAGCUUCACUUCACCUACGACGAGGAAUUCGGUGGCGAGCUGGGUCCCGGCUGGCUGCUACGCCAAGGUCUGACCAAGCCCGAUCUGCUGAUUGCCGCGGGCUUCUCGUAUGAGGUGGUCACAGCUCAUAAUGGCUGUCUUCAGAUGGAAGUCACGGUUCACGGAAACCAGGCUCACGCCGCCAUCCCCCACACCGGCGUCGAUGCCCUGCAAGGCGCCGUCAUGAUCCUCAACGCACUUUAUGCCCUAAACGCAGGCUGUCGUCUGGUGCGCUCGGAGGUGGAGGGCAUCACCCAUCCUUACCUUAACAUCGGCCGCAUCGAGGGCGGUACGAACACCAACGUCGUACCCGGUAAGGUCGUGUUCAAGCUCGACCGCCGCAUGAUCCCCGAGGAGAACCCGGCCGAGGUAGAAGCCGAGAUUCGCCAGACCAUUUCUGACGCAGCUGCCUCAGUGCUCGGGAUAUCGGUGGAUAUCCGUCGUCUGCUGCUCGCAAACUCGAUGCGGCCGCUCCCCGGCAACAAGCCGUUGGUGGAAGCGAUCCAGACGCAUGGCGGAGAGGUCUUCGGCGAGCCGAUCCCGGCGAUGGGCACCCCACUCUACACGGACGUACGUUUGUACGCUGAGGCCGGUGUCCCUGGCGUCGUCUACGGCGCGGGCCCGCGUACCGUACUGGAGUCUCACGCCAAGCGAGCCGAUGAGCGGCUUCAACUUGAUGAUCUCAGGCGGGCCACAAAGGUUGUCGCACGUAGUCUGCGUGAUUUGCUGGCUGGGGAAUAA